AAUUGGUUAUCGCGUUUGACGUAAGACGAAAGCUGGCAACGAGUAUUGGAAACGUAAUUGAUCAUGGAGACAAAAAUCUUCGCUACGACGUUUCUACUUCUGUUUUCUCUUCUCUUACCGCCAUCAUUGUCGUUCUUACCGCACACUAGACAUGGAAAACGUGAUUUAGCUCCAGAGGUAUUUGAAGUAACUUGUACAUACUUCCUACUAGAAAAUUAGUUAGAUAGGGCAAAGUAACUCCACAUAAAAGUUGUCGUUAAAUGCUUACUCCUAAGGAUUUUAUCCACAAAAGCUCACAAACUUAGGCAGUAUCACUACGUACAUGUAAACUGACAUCACAGAUAUACCCACAUCAAGCUUACAAUCUACAUAUCCAACACCUUUUACUUGUAUAGUGAAAACGAUUGCAAACAUACAAAUAUUUUCAGUUAAGGAUGUCAUCGACAGACUCAUGUUAAGAUUAAGAUUUAUUUAACAGCUUCAUAUAACCUGCUGUUCUACUUUUAAGAAAAACAAAUACUUGUCGGUUAAGUCACUGACUUUAAUUCCUACUCUGGUGUUCAGUUCAUGAAUGUUUUGUUUUUUGGAAAAUUUUUCAUGGAAAGGCCUUAAUUGUUUCUUCCUUUUUCAUACACGCAUUGAGGAUUGAAGAUACUAUCUUUUUAUUUUUGUUUAUACUCGUUCCCUGGUUGUAUAAAUGAAACGUUACCUAAGCCUUCCUUAAUUGGCUUCGGUUUCUUGGUGUAUUAUUAAAUUAACUGAAGAGCUAUUUAAAUAAUAUCAUUGUAUAAUAUAUUUUCUAAAAUCUUCGGGUGAAUAUUUUUAAAAAGCAUUCAAUUAUUCUUAGAAAUCUAUAAAAUAUCAUAAAGGCGUUUGAAUGUCAUUGAUACGUAAUCGCUUGCUUUUCCUCUCUUUUUAAAAACGAAUUUCUGAAACGUUUCCUAGGCUUACAAAUUUGGCCAGUUUAAAAGGAAAGUCUGGUUUAUUUUAUCUUAUUUUUUAAAGCCUCAUUUUUAGAUUAAAAAGCACUCUGCAAAAAUAGGCCGAACAAAGAACACCUCGGAUAUAGGUUUAAGUCAGAUUUGUCCCCUUUAUUUUUUAUCGUUAAUAUCAAUUCUGUAUUUCUCACAAAUUAAACUGUGAUCAUGGCAGAUGUUGUCAAAAUUAAAUAAGCUAACUUUAUUCCGUCUUAAAGAGACCACGUUUUAAAUUUCAGACUUUGCAACAAAGCUGUUUUGAACUUAUUUGAUUCAGAUCAUCGACUUAUGGAGUUUUCUUUAUGUUUAUUUACCUUCUCUAAAGUAACAUUUUGUUGUAUUGUAUUCUUCUCUGCCCGAACCCCGCCUGCGCCUGCGUGCGGGUUUAUUUUAUUCUUCAAUCCAUUUAACAUACUCACAGUACACACACCUGCAGUUUAUGAUAACGGAAAAAUAAAGAACAAUUACUUGAAGUUUCUAAUGGUCUUAAGAACAGGAAGUGGCCGUUUUGUUUGAUUUGAGGUCGGGUAUUCCACUUAUACGACUUUGAACCUUUACAUGGCUUUCAAACUUUGCAUUUAGGAAGUCAUCUGGGUUCUUCAAACUCGAGUCUUGAAUUUUCUCAUAACAAAAUGAAAAAUGUUAUUAUUUAUUUAUUUUUAUUUUUUUUUAUUUUAUUAUGAAAAAUAUUAAGGGAUCAAGGCAUGUAGAUAAUUUAUUCCAUUAAUAAAUUACGGCUUAGGAUUAUUCGGGCUAUUCCUGCUAUUGUCAUCAAUACAUAUAUAUACAUUUUCUUUUCUUUUCUUUCUUCCUUCUUCUUUUUGCUUUACCUAAGGUGAACACCAAUGCUGAACUAAGAGAGUUUUGCAGACAAGUGGAAAGGAGAUGCCUGGAGAGUAUAUACUCUUGGAGGAAAUCGCUAAAAGAAGAGAAAGGACAUCAAAAACAAUUUAAAAGAGGCCCGAAGAUAGAUAAUAAAUUUUUCUCGGAUAACAACACUCCCUGA
Molecule: messenger RNA, 1983 nt
Organism: Porites lobata
Lineage: Eukaryota; Metazoa; Cnidaria; Anthozoa; Scleractinia; Poritidae
Source: the annotation of a GenBank genome assembly